Echinococcus granulosus is the source of this 13932-nucleotide messenger RNA. RefSeq names its product Dynein beta chain, ciliary. The transcript is spliced from 30 exons. Gene Ontology annotation, biological process: microtubule-based movement. Gene Ontology annotation, cellular component: dynein complex. Lineage: Eukaryota; Metazoa; Platyhelminthes; Cestoda; Cyclophyllidea; Taeniidae. The record is from RefSeq and is a predicted model, not a curated record. Bases 1 to 13932 code for a protein of 4643 amino acids. Gene Ontology annotation, molecular function: ATP hydrolysis activity; minus-end-directed microtubule motor activity; dynein light intermediate chain binding.
AUGGAGGAGUUGGACGAUAUGCGUUUGCGCUUCGUCUUCGACUACCUUCAAGCCAUGACAGAUAUGAAGCCGGAGAAGUUGUUGAAGGUGAAGGAGGACAUGGUCACAAUGGACAAAAUUUUGGAGUUUUUUGAGAACCAAGACGAGCAGUUGAUGAUCAUCAUCCUCCCGUCGGGUGGACAAAUGGAGGUUUACAACAAAUUUCCCGCUGUCAUGAAAAGCAAGGGUUACUACUUUGUCAAGAACCAGCCAGUUAGCUUUGAAAAGAACAUCGACAUGAAUCAGUUAAAAUCGGGAAUAAUCUACGGAGAUUUGCACAAAUCGCCCAUUCACCACUUUAUAGCCUUUGUACUAGCUCCAUUCAUUCUCAACGAUAAGAAUCGGGAGGAUUGGCCAGAGUCACUGAAUGAAUACAUUAAACGGGACCUCUACAAUUUGCAAAAGAAGUCCGAAUUCGUCCUCGCAAAGAUGGAAGGCCGAACGCAUCUGGCUCAUCCGGUUAAGUUAGACAAAUUAGCGGAGGGGCAAGAUCCUGUCACUGCAAAAGGUGAAGACGCAAUUGGGAGUAUGCUGUGCUCCAUUGAGAUGACAGUGGUUGACUGGAACAAGCAAAUAAAUGAGUGCUUGGAGCAGAGCUCAGAAAUGUGUGUCCCAAAUGGUCAGUUGCCAUUGCCCUCGCACGAGUUCGACUUUUGGAAUCAGCGGACCAGCAGCCUGUACAACAUCUACGACCAAUUGGUACAUCCACAGGUCAAGAAGAUGGCCAUCAUUUUGGAGGAGAAUGGAUCUGCCUAUACCACUCUCUUUAGAAAUCUCUUCAAAAAGGUCGUCCGAGGUGUAGUCGAAGCGGAAACGAUUGUAAUCUUUCUGACCCCCUUGAUGAAGUACCUUGAUGACUUGGAAGCUUUGAGCUUUGAGGAGUGUAAACCAAACAUCCAGCCAUUGGUGCACCUUCUAGCGUUGAUUUGGGUCAACUGUGAGUACUACCGUGAGCCCAACAGAAUGGCGCUUCUAAUUAAUGAGAUCGCCAAUCUUCUCAUUCAACAGUGUCGACUUUACCUCGACCCCUCGGAAAUUGUGAAGGAGGAGCCAGACGAUGGAAUAAAAAAACUGGACGAUUCAUUAGACAUACUUUACCACUUUCGACGCGUUAUUGACGAGUAUCGAGCAAAUGUGAAGGAGUCCUGCAUUCAACAUGGCAUCGAACCUGCUGAAUGGUACUUCCACAAUAACUGGAUUUUUAAACGCCUGAAUGCCUUUAUUGAACGUCUGGAACUCAUCAAGAAAUACUUCAACUACAACGUCGACUAUAAUCGACUGGAGAAGAUAGAAGUCUUGGGAAUAGUUGGUGCAAAGCUGUCAAAGAGCCUUGGCGAUAUGUACGAGGAGUACCAAAGUGCCUACAAAAAUUUUACUGAUCUCAAUAUGGACUGUCUAUCCACUGAAGACGAUGUCUUUCUCAACGAGAUCCAAAAGUACUUCAAGAUGAUUGAGAAUUACGACCAUCGAAUGACCUCAAUUUUGUUGCGGAGUUUCAGUAGCUGUCCCGAUGCAGCCUCGAUGUUCAAAACCAUCUUCAUGUUCGGCCCCCUACUGGAGCGUCCACUUAUUGCACCAUACAUUGAACACUGCUUCUACGACCUUGUUGAGAUAAUGCACAAGGAUCUGGACGAAUGUAAACUCAUUUUGGAUAGACAUGUGGACGACGAGGGGAUGCUGAAACAGGCAAUUUUUAAGAAUCUACCACCGGCUUCCGGGGCAAUGGCCUGGUCUCUCCAACUACUAAGGCGGGCAGAUGCUCUCAUGAAGCCAUUCCAUCAUAUCGAUCAUCCAGCCGCAAAGACAGAACGAGCAGACAAACUAAAACAGAAAUAUGAGGAAUUGGUCACUCUCCUAUCUGACUUUAGGAAACUAAAGCUUAAAGAGUUGUGUGAUUCAGCACCCGAAAAGUGUCGUGUCAAUCUCCGACUUCCACUCCUACGUCGCGACCCAGAAAGCCACCUUCUGGCAGUUAACUUUGACAACCAGUUGAUCGAAGUGCUCCGUGAGGUGCACUACCUCCUCAUGAUGAGCGGCGAAGGUCCUUGCGACCACGAUGUGUCCCCAGAAUUCAAGGCUGCGGUCCCGAGUCCUGCAGACCAGGUCAAGGAGAAGCUGCCUCCAGAGAGUAUUGAACUUUUUGAGAGAGCCGAACCGUUGCGUGAGGCAAGACUCAAAUUGAACCAAAUCGCCAACGCCUACAACACAGUUCGGCAGCAGACCUACACCGUAGAAUACCCUCUCAUUUCAGCCGAUGUGGAGACCUUUGAUAACAGUCUAGCUCCAGCUUUUGAAGAGAUGAACUGGGAGGAUUACGAAAUAGGCUUCAUCGACAGUAAUCUGGUAAAAAUAAGUGAUCUGCGUGAUCGUGUUCUGACGGCUCAUGAGAAUCUGCGAAAGAUAGGCGCGUUGGCUUCACUAUGGAACAAUCUUCCACUCUAUCAGGGCAAAGAGCGCAAAUACGACUGUCUCAUUCCGCUGGAGGACCGAGAGCCUAUCAGGGAGGCACGCUAUCGUGAGAUGGUUGAUGCUGCAGAGAAGAUUCUCCGGCUUGUGGCGGAGAAUAUGUACCUUUACAAUGCGACACCAGAUUCACCAGAGUGGAUAGCCUAUCAGGAGGCGAUGGAAGAUGUUAUCCUGGAGGGCUUGACGGAGGCCGUCCGCUGCAGCCUCGCCUACAUGUCCGAUCACACGGACAAGACGAAAUCCGAGAUGCCGCUGAUGCAGGGAUCCCUCAUCAUUGAUGGUACCCAGCUAAGAUUCACACCAGCCAUGCAUGAAGCCCAAGGCGAGAGUCUGAUGGAUUUGGUGGACAGUUUGGUGCAGGAUAUCACUGACCAAUCACGUUUAGUCCCCCUUCUUUCCAGUCAUCCUCCCCUGCCCGACAUUAGAGCAGAACGGGAGGCUGCUGAACAAAAGGCUCGGGAGGAGGCAGAGGCUCUAGAGAGGAAGAAGGAAGGCGAAGAAGCCGAGGGAGAAGGUGGAGACAAAGAGGUCGAGAGGAAAGGCGAGGAGGAAGGAAGUGAAAAGGCAGAGGAUGAAGAAGGAAAAGAGGAAGACGAGGAGGCCUCUGCUUCUGUGGCUCAAGAGGAGAAGAGCAAGAGCCUUCUCUCCAAGGCUUCGGAUGAGAGCGCUCGAAUCUCCAGAACUAUAAAAGACCGAGUGGGAUUCUCCUAUCAGGUCAUGCAGACACCCGAGAUUGCGGACCUCAUUAUGAAGAUUACCGACCAUGUGAAUGCGGUAAUGCGUGCGGCUUCGGAAUAUCAAGUUAAUCUGGAAUCAAAUUACUCAUUCUACUGGGCUGAGGAUAGACGUGAAUUCAUCCGUCAAUUUUGUCUUUAUGGACGGUUAUUGACACGAGACGACAUAGAUGUAAAUGGAGAUGUAAUGGCUCCAGAGCAUCCACCUACUCUUGACCAAUUCAGGGAUAUUAUUCUCAAGUACGAUAAAGUUUUUGAAGAUGUGGAGAAGCUUGAAGACACACACAUCUUUGACAACUGGAUGCGUGUAGAUUUGAAACCCUUUAAGGUGGCACUACUCACAGAGAUCCGCCAAUGGAGUGACAAAUUCAAGCAAUUCCUUGUGGAUCAUGUGACCAAUACCCUGAGUGGUCUUAGCUCCUUCAUUCAUGACAGUAAUGAGGAUCUCUCUUUCAAGGUGGCUACUGAGAAAGUGACCUACGAUAAGCUCGUAACAAUACUGGAACGCUUGAAGCUCAUCCGGGAGGCGGAAGCUGCAACUGAUGCCGGAUUUGAUCCACUGAGAGAGACUGUUGCACUGUUGAAAGAGUUCGGUGAGGAGUUACCGGAGUCUGUCGUCAAACUGUUGGAGGUAUUACCUGCCCAAUGGAAUGAGCUGAAGAACUUCUCAGUGAUCACGAAACAGAAAGUACAGCCUCUUCAAGAGAGGGAGGUUCAAAAUAUUCGAGCCCUGAGCAUAGACUACGAUGAGCAGGCUUCGGCGAUGCGGCGUGAGUUUGCCGAGUCGAAUAUCUUCCAGUAUGAAUGUCCGAACCCCUACAGUCAACUUGAUAUGUGGGAUGUCCGGUUGAGUGAGAUAGAAAAGGGCGUAGCCGCAAUGCAGGUCUCCGCAAAGUCAUUCGAUGUCCGCGACAUUCCCAAUUACGUGGAUUUGAAGGCCAUGCGUAGGGAGAUGAAGGCAAACAAGAAGAUGUGGGACUUGGUGGAAACUUUCAAAAGUUAUGUGGCCUCUUGGAAGACGCAACUGUGGAAGCAGGUCGACUUCGAGGCAAUUGAGGACGUCAUUCGCGACAUUUCUCUGGAGCUGCGAUCUAUGGACAAAGACGUGAAGAAAUGGCCGGUUUACAAGGGUCUGGAGGCGGUACUGAAAGACAUAGGUGCUUCCAUGUCCGCGGUCAGUGAUUUGCAGAAUCCUGCUGUCAAGGAUCGUCAUUGGGUGGAGCUCAUGCAUGACACCGGUGCCGUGAUCGAUAUCAGUGACGACACCACGCUGGAAGCUCUUCUCUCCUUGAACCUGCACAAAUUCGAAGAUGAAGUUCAUGGAAUUGUCUCCAAGGCUAUGAAUGAGCAGAAAAUUGAGGCGGAUCUGGAGAAGAUUGACUCCAUCUGGAGGGACAUGUACUUUGAGUAUGAGCCGCAUGAGCGAACUGGUCUGCUGUUGCCGAAGCAAACGGAGACUCUUACCACAUUCCUUGAGGAGACUCAAGUCAAGGUGCUUGACAUGAUGGCAAAUCGGGAUAAUGCCUAUUCAAUUGUCAAGAUAACCUAUUGGAAUAAAGCUCUGUUCACUGCUGACAAAGUUCUCUCUCUGUGGUUCGAGACACAAAGAGUGUGGUCAGGUCUGGAGGCUAUAUUUGUCCUCUGUGAUGAUAUUCGUGAACAGUUACCGAAGGAUACGGAUCUCUUUUUCGAGCACGACAAGGAGUUUCGACUUUUGGCUGAAGAAAUAGCCAAGAAACCGAAAGUCAUCGAGGCCACCACUAGCCAACCUGAGCUCUUUGAUAACAUUCAGGCUGUACGCGAUGGCCUGGCGAUUUGUGAGAAGACACUGGCCGUCUACCUGGAGACCAAACGAUUAGCCUUCCCAAGAUUCUACUUCGUUUCACAGGCCGAUUUGAUGGAUAUUGUAAGCAAGGGAAAAAUGCCAGAGAAGGUGUUCAAACACCUCUCCAAGCUGUUUGAUAGCAUCUGCAACCUUGAGACCAACCAAUCGAAUUCCAACUUGACCGCUCUGAAGAUGGAAGCCAAGGAUGGUGAGAUUGUCAAGUUUGUCUCGACGUUCACCCUGGAGGGUCAGGUGGAGGAGUGGUUGAAUCGCUUAAUAGACGAAAUGGUUCACACUAUGCGUGCAACUCUAUCGGAAGCCGUGGCUGCAUACGAAGAAAAGCCUCGCGACCAGUGGAUUUUUGACUACCCUGCUCAAGUGGCCCUCACCGGCUCACAAAUCGGAUGGACAGCUGAGGUUGGUAUCGCAUUCGCACGACUGGAAGAGGGCCUUGAAAAUGCUAUGAAGGAGUACAACAAGAAACAGAUCGCCUCACUUAGCACCCUAAUCGAGAUGCUGCUGACUGAUUUGACUCCUGGAGACCGUCAGAAGAUUAUGACCCUCUGCACCAUCGAUGUGCACAACCGAGAUGCCGUCUCUAAACUCAUUACAAUGAAGGUGGAUAACUCAAGAGCCUUUCCCUGGCUCUCCCAAUUGCGUGUGAGGUGGGAUGAAAAGGUGAAUGAGUGCUUUGUCAAUAUCUGCGAUGCGGAAUUCGCCUACGCGCACGAAUACUUGGGCUGUACGCCUCGAUUGGUGGUUACGCCGUUAACGGAUAGGUGCUAUAUCACGCUGACACAGUCCCUCCACCUCGGAAUGAGUGGUGCACCAGCAGGGCCUGCUGGAACAGGCAAGACAGAGACCACUAAGGACUUGGGUCGAGCUCUCGGCACCAUGGUCUACGUCUUCAAUUGCUCCGAGCAGAUGGACUACAAGUCAGUGGGCAAUAUCUACAAGGGCUUGGCUCAGACUGGUGCCUGGGGCUGCUUCGAUGAGUUCAAUCGCAUUGCUGUGGAGGUCCUCUCCGUCAUUGCCGUGCAGGUUAAAUGCAUUCAGGAUGCUGUCAAAACAAAAAAGUCCAUAUUUGACUUUCUGGGGGAGACGAUACCACUAAAGCGCUCCGUGGGUCUCUUUAUCACCAUGAAUCCCGGCUAUGCUGGUCGUACUGAACUGCCAGAAAACUUGAAGGCACUCUUCCGCCCCUGUGCGAUGGUGGUGCCUGAUUUCGGUCUGAUCUGCGAGAUUAUGUUGGUAGCAGAGGGCUUUCUCAGUGCCCGCAUUCUAGCGCGUAAAUUCAUCACACUCUACGAGUUGUGCAAGGAACUGCUCUCCAAGCAGGACCACUACGAUUGGGGCUUGCGGGCCAUCAAGUCAGUGCUAGUGGUGGCAGGCUCACUGAAGCGGGGUAAUCGCGAGAUGGCUGAGGAUGCGGUACUAAUGCGGGCGCUGCGUGACUUUAAUACCCCCAAGAUCAUCACCGAUGAUCUGCCCGUCUUCCUGGGUCUUAUCAGGGAUCUAUUCCCUGCUCUUGAAGCCCCGAGAAAACGGAAUGUCAAGCUGGAGGAGGAGGUGAAGAAAGCUACUCUGGAUCUAGGUUUGCAGACUGAGGAUGCAUUCAUUCUUAAGGUUGUGCAACUGGACGAACUUUUUGCGGUCCGUCACUCCGUCUUUAUCAAUGGCGGUGCAGGGGCAGGAAAAAGCGAGGUCUGGCGUACCCUCUAUCACACUCACCUCAUGAAUGGCCGGACACCCACUGCUAUUGACCUUGACCCCAAGGCCGUGACAAAUGAUGAACUCUUUGGUGUCAUUAAUCCUGCCACCAGAGAGUGGAAAGAUGGUCUCUUCUCAACGAUCAUGCGAGACAUGGCGAACCUGACUCACAAGGGACCAAAGUGGAUAGUGCUGGACGGUGACAUUGACCCAAUGUGGAUUGAGUCACUGAACACUGUGAUGGAUGACAACAAGAUUCUCACCCUGGCUAGUAAUGAGCGAAUUCCUCUCACACCGACAAUGCGUCUUCUGUUUGAAAUUAGCCAUCUGAAGACAGCUACUCCUGCUACCGUCUCUCGAGCCGGUAUACUCUACAUCAAUGCCAGCGAUCUGGGAUGGCUACCGUAUGUUCACAGCUGGCUGGACAGUCGUGUGAAGAACAACAAAGUCCUUUCUCGCACCGAACGUCCCGCUUUGUCAAUUUGCUUUGACAAGUACGUCGGUCCUUGCCUCGAGAUCUGUAACACGAAGUUUAAAAAGAUCACCACUAUACCCGAUUUGGCCCAUGUCAACAUGCUCUGCUACCUACUUGAGAGCAUGCUGGACGCACAGAAGAGCUCCAAGGAUCACCGCGAAUUCACCAAGGAGAACUAUGAAGGUCUUUUCUGUUUCUGCUGUGUAUGGGCCGUGGGAGGGGCCCUAUUUAAGGAUCAAAUGUCAGAUCACCGACAAGAGUUUCAUAAGUGGUGGGUGAAUGAGUUCAAAUCGGUUAAAUUUCCUUCCAACGGAACCAUCUUUGACUUCUUUUGGAGCCUUACGAGCCGCAAAUUCGAGCCGUGGAGCUCGCUCCUCAAACCCUACGAGAGGGAGGAGAAUCAACCGCUACAGAAUUGUCUCGUUCCAACUGUGGAAACUGUCCGUGUGCAGUACUUCUUGGACAAAUUGAUCCAAUCAGGCAGGCCCGUCAUGUUGGUGGGUGCAGCCGGAACAGGAAAGUCGAACAUUCUGCAGGACAUGUUUGCACACCUCAGUAGUGAGGUGUUCAUUGUGAAGAACAUCUCCUUCAACUUCUACACCACCAGUAUGAUGCUUCAGGAGAUUUUGGACAAGAGUUUGGAGAAGAAGGCCGGGAAGAAUUACGCUCCACCGGGCCAAUUUAGGAUGAUCUACUUCAUUGAUGAUCUCAACAUGCCUGAGGCUAUUCAGCCGCACACUCUAAUGCGUCAACACAUUGACCACAAGCACUUCUACGAUCGUACAAAGCUGACCCUGAAGGUGAUCCACAAGACCCAGUACGUGGCAGCCAUGAAUCCCACGGUAGGCAGUUUCACUAUUCAAGAUCGACUUCAACGUCACUUCUGCACCCUUGCACUCUCCUUCCCCGACGAGUCGGCUGUCCAGUCCAUCUACACGACCAUUAUGAGCCAGCACUUCAGGAACAGCAACAUGGCCCCCUCCAUUGUCAAGAUGGCGUCAGGUCUGAUCACUGUGGCUAUCGCAAUUCACAACAAAAUCACGUCCACCUUCCUACCUACUGCGGUGUGCUUCCACUAUGUCUUUAAUCUACGGGAUCUGUCCAACAUUUUUCAGGGGAUGCUCUUCUCUGAAGCUGAAGUAUUCACAACAGAUUUGAGUAUCCUCCGCCUCUAUCGCCACGAGGCGAUGCGGGUCUACUCCGACAAGAUGAUCUCUAAGAACGACAUCAAGCAAGCAGUGGGUAUAAUCACCAACGGUAUCACCAACGUCUUCAAUGAAGUAUCUCCAGAUGAUCUGGCCGCUGAACCGACCCUUCUUUGUCACUUUGGUCGAGGUCUGGACGCCGACAAGCAGUACGCACAGAUCCGGUCAAUGGAACACAUAACGCAGGUGCUUGUCGAAGGUCUCGAGAUCUACAAUGAAUCCAAUGCAGCUAUGAAUCUGGUCCUCUUCGGUGAUGCUGUGGAGCAUGUGAUGCGAGUGUGUAGAAUCCUGGAAAUGCCUCGGGGCAACUGUCUGCUCAUUGGAGUUGGCGGGUCUGGAAAACAGUCGUUGUCUAGACUCGCCUCCUACAUCGUCGGAUUUGAGGUCUCCCAGAUUGUCCUACGACGCAACUACACUAUGUCGGAUCUCAAGGCGCAUAUGGCAACUUUGUACACCAAAACGGGACUCAAGAAUGUCCCUGUUGUCUUCUUAAUGACUGAUGCCCAGGUAGCUGAUGAGGGUUUCUUGGUCUGCGUGAAUGAUUUUCUGGCUUCGGGUGAGAUCGCCGGAAUUUUCAAUGACGAGGAUCAAGAGGGUAUCAUCAAGAGCAUUCGUAAUGAAGCCAAGGCCAUGGGCUACCUUGAUACUAAUGACAAUUGCUGGAAGUACUUCAUUGAGAAGGUUCGCCGCACGCUUCGGGUGAUCCUCUGCUUCUCGCCUGUUGGAAAUACUCUGAGAACCCGUGCUCGUCGAUUCCCAGCUUUGGUCAACUGCACCUCCAUUGAUUGGUUUCAUGAAUGGCCACAAGAGGCACUGCUGUCUGUGUCUCUUCGAUUCCUCGAGGACUGUGAAGGCCUAGACGAUAAUAUUCGCACUUCAGUGAGCAAUUACAUGGCCUACCUCCACACCACAGUAUCCGAGAUCUCCGACAUGUAUUUCGAAAAGGAGCGUCGUCGAAACUACACCACACCUAAGUCAUUCCUCGAGAUGAUCGCGCUGUAUAAGCGUCUCACCUCCAAGCAACUACAUGAAAUCAACGCCAUGAUCGAGCGCCUCACAAAUGGCCUUGAACGCCUCAGUGACGCCGCUGGGCAGACGGCUGAAUUAAAGGUUCAACUAGCCGAGCAGACGGUAGUGGUGAACGAAAAGAAUGAGGCGGCAAAUGCUCUCAUUCAGGUGGUCAGCAAGGAGACAGAAAUCGUCUCCGCAGAGAAGGACUUUGUCGCCGGUGAGGAGGCGAAGGUGGCUAUCAUUAAGAAUGAGGUGGAGAUCAAACAGAAGGAUUGUGAGCGUGAUCUCAUGAAGGCUGAACCAGCUCUGAUCGCCGCACAAGAGGCCCUCAACACGCUUAAUAAGAACAACCUCUCUGAGUUAAAAGCACUCACCUCGCCGCCCUCGGAUGUUGAAAUGGUCUGCUCAGCGGUUAUGGCUCUCUUCGCUAUGGACGGGAAAAUCCCCAAGGAUCGAAGUUGGAAGGCAGCGAAAGCAAGCAUCAUGUCAAAAGCGGACACACUGCUCUUUAACCUGGUCAACUAUGACAAGGAGCAUAUCCAUCCAGAAUCGAAGAAAGUUGCACUAGGUUAUGUGAGAAAUUCCAACUUUAAUCCAGAGGUUAUAAAGACCAAGUCUCUGGCUGCAGCAGGUCUCUGCUCGUGGGUUAUCAAUAUCCUAAAAUUUCAUGACGUCUUUCUGGAGGUCAAACCGAAACGAGAUGCUCUGGAUGCGGCGAAUGAGGAGUUGCGCCAGGCUACGGAAAAACUUCAGGGUCUACGGGACAAGGUGCGUGUGCUGGAAGAAUCGUUGAACAAGCUGACGGCAGAAUUCCGGGCUGCAACUGAGGAGAAGCUGCGUUGUCAAAAAAUGGCUGAUGACACAGCCUUGACCUUGGAUUUGGCCAAUCGCCUUGUUAGUGGCUUCAGCGAUGAGAAGGUGCGUUGGGCUCAAGAGGUUGAAAAUCUCUACCAGUUGGGUAAAACCAUAUCUGGAGAUGUCAUAUUCACAACUUCCUUCAUAUCGUACUUUGGUUACCUCAGCGCAUUCUUCCGAGAUGAGUUAAUGGAGAAAAGAAUAAGACCCUUUUUGGAUCAGCAACCGAUCCAAAUUCCACGAAGACAGAAUAUUGACCCCCUAAAGAUGCUAAUUAACGAUGCUAUUGUGGCCGGAUGGAAUAAUGACGGGCUUCCCAGUGAUCGAAUGUCUGUUGAAAAUGCCACCAUUCUUACGUUUUGCGAAAGAUGGCCUCUGAUGGUGGAUCCCCAACUUCAGGCUAUCAAGUGGAUAAAGAAUAAGUAUGGCGAUGAUCUUAUCGUAACUCGGCUAACUAAGAAGGGCUACAUCGACGAGAUCAUUAACGCUGUCCAGAAUGGUCAGAUUGUUUUGAUUGAAAACCUUGGUGAGACCAUAGAUGCAAUCCUCGACCCCGUCAUUGGUCGUGUGACAAUUCAGAAGGGUCGAGCAAUGCUGAUUGGUGAUAAAGAGAUUCCUUACAACCCGAACUUCAAGUUAAUUCUUCACACUAAACUAGCAAAUCCUCACUACCAACCCGAGCUACAGGCUCAGACAACUCUUAUUAAUUUCACUGUUACAAGAUCUGGCCUAGAAGACCAACUUCUAGCGGUUGUGGUGAGCAAGGAGAGACCUGAUCUUGAGAAGCUUAAAUCGGAUUUGACCAAACAGCAGAAUGAAUUCAAGAUUACUCUGAAGCAGCUGGAGGAUUCACUCUUAGCAAAACUUGCAAAUACAGGUGGCAACUUUCUGGGUGACCAUUCGCUGGUAGAGAAUCUAGAAAGUAACAAGAGGACAGCUACUGAAAUUGAAGAGAAAGUGGCUGAAGCAAAGGUCACUGAGGUAGAGAUCAACGUCGCAAGAGAGCAUUAUCGUAACGUGGCGACCAGAGCGGCCCUAAUCUACUUCAUCAUGAAUGAUUUAAACCGAAUCCAUCCCAUGUAUCAGUUCUCACUGAAGGCCUUCCGUACUGUCUUCGAGUGGGCUAUCGACAAUGCGCCUGAGGCAGAAACGGACGAAGAGCGUCUCGCGAGUCUUAUGGACAGUAUUACUUACGCAAUCUAUGUUUACACUACGAGAGGCCUGUUUGAAAGAGACAAGCUCAUUUUCUGCGUCCUAAUGGUUCUCCAGAUUCAGCACCAUUCCGGCAACUUUCCUCAAUUUCUCAUAGAUUUUCUUCUACGAUAUCCCGCAAUUCCCGAUCUCAAAAGUCCUGUGGACUUUCUUAGUGACCUUGGCUGGGGUGGGGUUCAGGCUCUCGUCAAGAUGGACACUUUUCACGACCUCGAUAAGGACAUAAUCGCCUCGACUAAACGCUGGAAAACGUUUGUGGAGACUGAGGCUCCAGAAAAGGAGAAACUGCCUCAGGAAUGGAAAAACAAGACGGAAGCGGAGAAACUUUGCAUAAUGCGAGCUCUUCGACCCGACCGAAUGACUUACGCACUGACUUACUUCAUUUCUACCACCUUUAGCUCCAAAUACGUGGAAGGUCGGCAGGUGGAUUUCGCCACAUCCUACAAAGAGUCUAGACCCAAUGUUCCAGUCUUCUUUAUUCUCUCACCAGGUGUAGACCCGCUGAAAGAUGUUGAAGUGCUAGGUCACAAGUUAGGUUUUACAGUUGACAAGAACAACUUCCACAAUGUCUCACUGGGUCAAGGACAGGAGAUUGUAGCGGAGAAUGCCCUCGACUUGGGAGCGAUAGAGGGACACUGGGUGGUUUUGCAAAACAUCCACCUAGUCAAACGAUGGCUUCCCACAUUGGAAAAAAAGUUGGAACAAUUAGGAGAGAUCGCCAAUUCGAAGUUCCGUGUUUUUAUCAGCGCUGAACCGGCUCUCAGCGAGGAUUCGCACAUUAUUCCACAAGGCAUUCUUGAAAACGCCAUCAAAAUCAUUAACGAACCACCCACCGGCAUGCAAGCAAAUCUCCAUAAAGCUCUGGACAAUUUCACACAGGAAACUCUGGAGCGCUGUUCCAAAGAGGCGGAGUUCAAGCCGAUUCUAUUUGCCCUCUGUUACUUCCAUGCUGUUGUGUCGGAGCGAAGAAAGUUCGGUGCACAAGGCUGGAAUAGGAUCUAUCCUUUCAACGCAGGCGACUUGCGUAUCUGUUUGGACGUGCUCUAUAACUAUCUGGAAGUUAGCUCCAAGGUUCCGUGGGACGAUUUGCGUUACCUCUUCGGGGAGAUAAUGUACGGUGGUCAUAUCACCGACGAUUGGGAUAGGCGACUUUGUCGAACCUUCCUGGAGGAGUAUCUACAGCCUGAACUAGUGAGCAUUGUAACAACGUCUUUUCCCAUCUUUAUGAUGCAUUUGUGCUGUUUCACUUUGUCAAUUCCCCUCUUCUGGAAUUGCGAAGGAAGAAUGUUGGGUCCAGACCCCUGUGCUACCAACACGUACGAGCAAGCAAAGGAGUCACGGCGAAUUGACGGCGACCUCUACCUUGCUCCCAAUUUCCUAGUGGCUCCCAAUUCCGACUACAUAGGAUACCACGCCUACAUCGAUGAAGCCCUCCCCCCCGAAUCUCCCCACCUCUACGGCCUCCAUCCAAAUGCGGAGAUUGAGUUUUUGACCAAAAACGCAGAGCGUGUCUUCCGCAUGGUGCUGGAACUGCAACCGCGCGAUGCAGCCGCUGCGACGAGUGACUCCGUCUCAAGGGAGGAGGUAAUGUUGCAGAUUAUUGAGGACCUGAUGGAUCGGCUGCCCGACGGCUUCAAUAUGAUGGAGUUAAGUGCGCGCCAAGCCCCCGAGGAGCGCACGCCCUACACUGUGGUGGCCAUGCAGGAGUGCGAACGCAUGAACACUCUGGUGGCGGAGAUCCGGCGUUCCCUCAAAGAACUGCGUCUUGGUUUAAGGGGUGAACUAACCAUGUCCAGUGAUAUGGAUGCCCUCUCAGGAUACCUAUUCCUAGAUUCGGUGCCGCAGACCUGGGAACGCUACGCCUACCCCAGCCUUUAUCCCCUGGGCCUAUGGUUCGCAGACCUCCUUUCUCGUGUCAAAGAACUCGAUGUGUGGGUACAGGAUUUCACCCUCCCUGGUUCCGUCUGGCUGGGCGGGCUCUUCAACCCCCAGUCCUUCCUCACCGCUGUGAUGCAACAGACAGCGCGCAAAUUUGAGUGGCCCUUGGACAAGAUUUGCAUUAGUGUGGAGGUGACCAAGCGCUGGCGUGAGGACAUGGGCGUAGCGCCAAGAGAGGGAGCCUAUAUUCACGGCCUUUUCAUGGAAGGUGCGCGGUGGGACACCGGGGCUAACGCGGUGGUCGAAGCACGAAUGAAGGAGUUGGCCCCACCCCUGCCGGUUAUCAUGCUGCGUGCGGUGCCAACAGACAGACAAGAGGGUCGUCUGGCCAGCCUCUACGCCUGUCCGGUGUAUAAAACAAAAAUGAGGGGGCCCACGUUUGUGUGGACCUUCCACCUGCGCACUAAGGAGAAACCGGCCAAGUGGAUUAUGGGUGGAGUAGCGCUUUUGCUGCAGGUUUAG